AAGAAGAAGAAGAAGGUACCAUUCUUCACUAAUUGAAUCACUACAGAAACUUUGCUUUUGGGGGCAGAGACGUAUAAUACCUCUUUGCAUUUUCAUCUUUAUUCUUUGAGGAGACACUUCACGACGCUUCCAUUUGAGAGGAUCGUCGCAGAUUAGCAGUAAACUUCAAGUACUCCUGAGGCGAAGUUUUUUCAUUGCAUUAGGUACAAUGAUUUUCCUAUUUUAUUUGGUUAAUAGACUAAAGCACGAUUAAGUAGAAAAGUGGGUCUUGAUAUUACUGAUGCAUUUGAAAGUAGCUGUAGAAGUGAAAGACAGGGACCUCUAGGACUCCGUUCAUAUGUUCUGAAUGUUUACUGCUGUUUCAACUGGCUUUUAUUUAGCAUGCUUAGACAAAUUUUCAUUUUUAUUUUUGGGUAUACUGCAAUUUGUGUUUGAAUCCUAUUGGAAACAGGAGGUAGAGAAAAAUUUAGUGAUAGAAAAGAUAAUAGGGGUAGUUGGCAUUUGUGAUGGUAAGGUUAGGACGUUAAUGUGGGAAUCUUGAAAUCCAUCCUACUCAGUUGUGCAUGCUUGAAAUUCAUUCAUUUUGUAUUUUUUUGGAAUUUUGGAUGAACCAAGACCUUGUUACAUGUGUUUUUGAGAUGGGAAUUUUAAUAAUUGAAGUUAAAAUUUCUACCACACAAUUUCUAGUUAGCUUGUGGCUAAAAAUUUCCCCUCUAAGUUCACAAUCCUUUCCAUUUUACCCUCUGACUUAUAGAUUGAAAAAUGUUCAUCAAGAGCUUGAUGAGAGGUUUGGAACCAAUUUUCUCUUUAAACCCUUCUGGUGUUUAAGAUAUGGAAAUAGUAGUAAGUGGAAUACUAGAAUUUGAUAAAUGAGUGCAUUAACUCAAAUGUUUAUAUAUAAUCCAUUUGACAUAUAUGAGAUGGGAAGUGUUUUGUUUUUAUAUUACAAUAAUUAGUUGAUUCUUUGGGAUAUUCAGAUUCCGUGGUAAGGAAUCUUCCAGGAAUGUUUGAAUAAGCUUAAACCACAAAACUCUAAACUUUCUUAAUUAAAGUCCCCUUUUAUGGAUGAUUCCUUAUCAGUAAUAGAGACCUGAUAUGCGAACUGCUUAUGGUAAUAAGAAAGUAUGUAGAGGUAGUUGACCUGUUAUGACAAUUCACAUCAUGAUAAAACUGGGUUGUCCAUGGUUUUCUGAUUGCCCCAAUCAUGCUCUUUGUUUUUCUUUGAUUCUUCCUUACCCUUAUGUUUGAUCGUGAAAUCUGAUAAAAUAAACAUGGAUUUGAUCAAAUUGUUCCCUUGCUGCAUCUUGGUUAAACUUUCUCCAUGAUAUGGAUUUUCUUGAUCAUAUACUGCUUUAAGUGUUAGCUGUUAGGAUUCAUAUAGUCUAGGGCUGCUCAAAAAACCUGGUCUCAAUGGUCUAAACAAGAACCAAAUCCAAUCUGCAUGGUAAAUUCUGUAAUCUGGAUCAUUAAUAACUGGUUACGUUGGCCCAUUUCAUUCGUUAAACGUAUUUAUUUUUUUAAUGUCACCAUUUAACCAGUUAUAUCUUUAAAUAGGUUUUUAGGUAAGGCCUAAUUUUUAUACAGGUCAGGCCAAGCCUUUAGAAAAAGCCUCUAACAGGUAACACGUUAGGCUAAGGCCUAAGAAAGCCUGAAUCUAAUGCAUGGGUGGGGUGGUUCAGUUAGUUUCUUGUACAAUUUGAAAUGUCCCCAAAAUAAAGAAAAAUAAAAUAAACUCACAAAUUUGCGAAUCCAAUUCAAUCCAGGUGUGUAUAAGCCCAAACCUUGACAAACUGAAUCAAACAGAUUCACUUAUCAGCUCAGCUGUUGAUUGCAUGAAACUGUUUGCAGAUUUGCGUGACUCAUCAAUAAAGAGGCUGUUUAAUCAAGAAAAGCUGUUUUGUGAUUUUACAGAAAGAGAUGGCUUCUUCCCCUUCACCGGACAUAUACAUCCCAGAGCAAUGGAUGAAGGCCACUGAGUCCAUCAUGUACAGCUCAAUGCCUCCUAUUGCUCUUAUAUGUGGUGCCAAGAAUUGUGGAAAGACAACCUUCUCUCGCCAUCUCCUAAAUGUUCUUUUGAACAAAUACACCGAAGUAGCUUAUCUGGAUACUGAUGUUGGCCAACCUGAGUUUACUCCUCCUGCUUUUCUGUCACUAACCAUUGUUCAUAAAGUAACUCCAGAUUUGACAGUUCCAUGCCUGAAAACACCGGAGAGGUGUCUUUUCUUUGGUGAUGUUUCUUCUAAGAGAGAUCCAUCAACAUAUUUAAGUUAUGUAUUUGCCAUAUAUGACUAUUACCGUAAGGAGUAUUGCACCUCUGGCAAGGGAGAAAAUCCUUGCAGGAUUGAGUUGCCUCUUAUCGUGAAUACUCCUGGCUGGGUGAAAGGUGUUGGAUAUGAUGUAUUAGUGGACAUAUUGAAAUAUAUUUGUCCGACACAUGUUGUUAAGAUAAGCAUAUCCUCUGAAAAUAAGAAUUUACCAGCUGGAGAAUUCUGGUUAGAUGGGGAACAUGAUGGAACAGUUAACUUAAUUGAGAUAAAUUCAGCUCGUCAGGACUCUUUAAAUAGAUCGCAAUGUUUUUCUAGUGAUUCAAAUAUUUCUACUAUCAAGGAACUUGCACAUGCCUUGGCCUCUCACCGUCCAUAUGAAGUUCCCAUUGCAAGCAUAAAAUUUCGACAUCUUCAUUGUGAGGUCCCAACCUCCGAAAUAUUUUACAGUUUGAAUGCUACCAUUGUUGGCUUAGCAGUUGAUUCUGAAGGACCUGAAAAUUUACCUUGGUGUUUUGGUCUUGGGAUUGUGAGGGGUAUUGACACAGUCAAAGGUGUGCUCUAUGUCAUUACACCUGUGCCACAUAGUUAUCUGGAAAAAGUCAACCUCUUGCUACAGGGUUAUAUCCAAAUUCCUGCUUGUUUAUUGCAGGUUCAGGGAUGCAUAUCACCUUACAUGUCAGCGAAUACUUUGAAUACAAGCUAGUUGUUCUUGUGUUGGUGAAGAGAACCGUUAUAGCAUCAGAUUAACAAGGCAGUGGUCAACUCAUUAUAGAAGCUUCCUUUCCCAUGGAAGAAGCACAGAUUAUAAUUUUCAUAUGCCUAAGAGUAUUUCUUUUUCCUAUUUUUGAAAA
Molecule: messenger RNA, 3118 nt
Organism: Abrus precatorius (Indian licorice)
Lineage: Eukaryota; Viridiplantae; Streptophyta; Magnoliopsida; Fabales; Fabaceae
Product: polynucleotide 5'-hydroxyl-kinase NOL9-like
Exons: 9
Coding region: 1918-2970 (350 amino acids)
Biological process (GO): cleavage in ITS2 between 5.8S rRNA and LSU-rRNA of tricistronic rRNA transcript (SSU-rRNA, 5.8S rRNA, LSU-rRNA)
Cellular component (GO): nucleus
Molecular function (GO): polynucleotide 5'-hydroxyl-kinase activity
Source: RefSeq, a predicted model, not a curated record